Messenger RNA from Capsicum annuum, 518 nucleotides. Its product is annotated as phenolic glucoside malonyltransferase 1-like. The record is from RefSeq and is a predicted model, not a curated record. NCBI's taxonomy places the organism in Eukaryota, Viridiplantae, Streptophyta, Magnoliopsida, Solanales, Solanaceae.
UAGUUUGGUACAUAUCAGAGCAACCUUUUUUUUAAUUCAAUUCAUCUAAUAUGUGCAAUCUCUCUAUAUUUAUAUUAGCCAAACCUACUCUAUUUUCUUAACCAAACAACCAUGGCUAAGGUUAUUGAGCAAUGUCAAGUUGCACCAUCUACUGGCAGUGCAGCUGAGUUGACACUCCCUCUUACUUAUUUUGAUCAUAUGUGGUUAACUCUUAAUCGUGUCCGUCGGGUUUUAUUCUACAAACUCCCUAUUUCCAAACCCGAGUUCGUCCAAAAUAUUAUUCCUCCUCUUAAAGAUUCACUCUCCCUCACUCUCAAACACUAUAUGCCCUUAGCGGGCAACAUUGUUUGCCCGCUUGAUUCAAGUGGUUAUCCUGAAUUGCGUUAUGUAACAGGAGAUUCUGUAUCUAUUACCUUUUCUGAGAGUGAUGCGAAUUUCAAUUUUCUUAUUGGUAACCAUCAAAAAGAUGCAAAGGAUCUUUAUUCCUUUGUUCCUCUAUUAGGAGAACCUAAGGAUGC